AACAUUUAUUUUGUUGAAGUAGAUCAGUGUUGCAAAUUAAAAAAGGAUGUCAGCAUAUUUUCCCCUUAUACUCUUUGGUAGUUUGUUGAUUGAGUGCUAUUUUUGAAAGAGCUGGUAUUUUUAUGGGUAUAAAUGCUAUCAAAAUAAAGCAGUGUGGAAAGUACAUGAUAACAUUCUAAAAAACGCAUUGUCGCAGUACGUAUUAUAACUUGUCCCACCCCUUAUUGCAUCUUUUGAUUUGGUUGUAUAAACUAUGUAGUUAUCUCAAAUUUUAUGGUUCUACUUUUUGAGUUUCUUCUGAAGCAAACCAGAAGGUCUAACAAAAAGGAAGACCAGAACAGUAUGUCGGGCUUGUCGGGGUCCAUUCUUCCUCGGGAUGUAAGGAAGGCUGGAAUUUUAAGAAAGUUGAAAACUAUGAAAAAGAAGUAUUUUGUUUUAAGAACUGAAUCUGAAAGUGGACCUGCUAGACUCGAAUAUUAUGAUAAUGAAAAGAAGUUUAAAGCUGGCAGUACAGCUAAAAGAAGUAUUCCUAUUAAGACUUGUUUUAAUAUUAAUCGCAAAGUAGAUGCCAAGCACAAAUAUGCUAUUGCAUUAUAUACAAAAGAUGACUGUUUUUCUGUGGUUACUGAAAAUGAACAAUCGCAAGAAGAUUGGUUGAAUGCCUUGUUGGAGUUGCAAUUAGAUGGACCUUGCAUGAAUGGUGGGGCAAAACUAAAGCCAAAAUUUGAACAUGUUUGGCAAGUUACCGUUGGCGAUAAAUCAUUAGCUUCCUCAAGAAAUAUGAAAGGUCUCUACAGGCUUUGUUUAACUCCAAGUGCAUUAGCUUUGAUUAAGGUGGACCAAACUGAUAAGCCAGAAACACUGGAAUUUCCUCUUAUGAGUAUUAGAAGAUGCGGACACACCAACAAUUACUUUGUUAUCGAGCUUGGUCGAUCCUCGGUAACUGGGGCUGGUGAACUCUGGUUAGAAACAGAAGAUGUUGUCAUAGCUCAAAACAUGCACGAAGUUACAUUAAAUGCUAUGAAAUCCUGCAGAGAGCAUGAGGAUUUGGGACCAUUAGCUAGGCCUCGAAGUGCUUCAAAUAGUGAAAAUUCUCGACCCAUAGCUACAAGGCGCCCAGUUGCUGUUGUUAGUCCUCAAGCAAUAUCUUAUGGAGGCAUAAGGGAUCGUUGUGAUAGUAUGCCUUCUCGGCCUAGAACUAUUAGUGAAGGUCAAGAAAUUAAUAACAGUAUUUUUCCUUUAAGGGGUUAUUAUGCUCCACCAGGCUAUACAUUAGAUUCUCUGAGGCCUCACAGUGGUUUCUCCAGAACAGUUUCUUACUCUCCUCCUGCACUACCAAAUCCACUCAGUCCUGUUUCGGCCACAUGUUCCACAGAUAGUGCUGGUAGCUCCCUUUCAAUUGACGAGUUUGAUGCUGGGCAGCAAACAGAUUUUGCUCAUAGUCGUUAUAUUCAUAGUCAUCCUACUGAUGGGGCUCUACAUACUGAACCGCCAAUCAAAGAAGAACAAUUAGAUGAAUAUAUGCCUAUGUCAAUAGGAAGUGAUUCUGGUGACAGCUAUUUGCAUAUGGCACCUAUGUCAAGUUCCGCACCUACUGGCCCCAGUGUUUAUUUGAACCUAAACUGUUCCGAUUCUAGUUCCUUGCCUCCAGUGAUUCAGGACAAUGAUUACAUGGAAAUGAAAUCUCCUACUGAAGGUUACAUAAAUAUGAGUCCUGUUGGUGCUACUCUUGAUGUGCAGGGCAACAAGUCUUCGUCGCUUGAUUCUUCUAAUGAUGCUAAUCAAACUAAAGAUGGUUACAUUCAUAUGGCUCCGAUUCGUGAUCAUUAUUCUUCCUCGCUUUCAUCAACUGGACCAGAUGGCUAUCUUGACAUGGCACCCUUGUCUUCUUCAUUGCCAAAAGCUUUCCCUGUGAUUACUAACCAUACUGCUAGCUUGUCAUCACGAAAAGACAGUAGUUCAAAACUAUCCGAGAUUUCUGUGUCUUCUCCAAGCAGCACAAAUCUGGAAGACUUUCCUCUAGAUAAAGUGAAAUCUUUUCUUGCCGAUACUGAUGAUUCGUCAUGCGAUUCAUAUAUUCGUCCAGUUCGUGCUUACUCAAUGGGAAGCCGUCCUCAGCCAAAAAAGACGCAUUUGCCUGUACAGGUCGAUGGCUCACGAAUUCGAGCUUAUUCUGUUGGUAGUCAAGCUUCAGGCCAAAAGAAAAGUAAUCCAUUGGAGCGAGAACUGGGCAAUCUCAUGAGGAUUGAUCCUAGAACUGGAACUAAAUCUUCAAGUGCGCCUCUUUUAAAUAAUAGGCCUCCAAGAAUACGAUCUUCCACUAGUCGAGGAGAUGUGGGGGAAGAUUUAAUGGAGAUUGAUUACAAUAGAAUAAAAUAUACAACGGGUGGAAUCGAUCUUUUGGACUCAAAUUUUACUAUUGAACCUGUUGGCCGUAGUCGCUCUGGCAGUUACUCAUCUUCUCCAAAUAAUGCUAUGAAAUUGUUACACGAUCGUGACAAAGCUAAGUCUCAUUCCACAGGACACAGCUGUAACCCUAACAGUAAUGAUUCAGAAACUCCAAGUGAUUAUUUGUCAAUGUCUCCUAUAUCGGACAACUCAAAAUGUUUAUCAAGGUCAUCAGCUUCAGUCAGCUCUCCAAUUACAGUUUUGAAUCACAAUGCUACAAAAAUGUGUGAGCCUUUGCAUCCCCCUGGUGAUUAUGUGAGCUUGGAUCCGACUUGCACAUACCAAACUAUUAGUAAUAAUAAAAGUAGUGGCAUGUUAAAACCUGCUUCUGGAUCUGUACUUCGACACCAAAGAUCCCGAAGUCCCAGCUCACUUGCAAGUACACCACCUACUGUCAUUUCACACAUAGAAGUGAAAAAUAUCAAAAGUCUGGAUCAAAACAAAGGAGUUGUUGAUAGUAAUUCUCUCACUACUAAACAGUCAAAUUCAGAGCAAAAUGCAUCUUCAGAUUACAUGUGCAUGAAUUACAACCAAAAGUCAACUAAUAGUCAGAUGUCCCCAGAGGGUGGAAUUUUAGAUAAUUCCUGCACUGACCCUGAAACUAAAGAUAGUGCUGAGUUGCUACAAAAUCUCAGCAAUAAUAAGAAAAGCCAUUCUUUACCACCUCUGCAACAAGUGAAAGAAUCAUCUCUACCAUCGUCUCCCACUUCAAAAUCACCACCUAUUCAGUCACAAAACACUUCCUCAGAUAGUGUGGUGCCCAAGACACCACCCCCUUCUCCUUAUUAUGGUGCCAUGCCCAAUGAUCUUUCAGGUGCUCCCUUGGUAGAGAAUGUUGUGAGACGUCUCUCGCAGCCCAGUAACAAGGGAAGCACUCUGUCCGAUCCAAAUUCACGUCCAAACUCUGUCUGUGGCGAGAUCCGUCUGAACUAUGCAUCCUUGGAAUUGCCACCAGCUUCCGAAGAAGACAUCAAAGGCACAGGCACUAAAUUACGAAAGUCAGUUGAUGGUGAAACCAAAGAAGCUCCUCUUACAUAUGCACAAAUAGAUUUUUCUCCAGUGAAACAGAAAUCUUUUCAAGACUCUGAAAAUUUGAGUCAUUUGUAGUGUAUAUAUACUAUAUAUAUAUAUAUAUUUACGUAUAUAUAUUUCUAAAUUCAUUGAUCCAGUGCCUGAUCAUGUGUGCAGUUAAGUUUCUUAUAAAGCAGAAUAAAUUAUGUCUCUUACAUAAUUCAGUAUUACUUCCAGUUGACGCAUUAAUUCAUAGGAAGAAAGAAAAAUAUCAUUAGAUUAGUUAUUUAUAUUCGCCUAAUAGCUUUCUGUAUCAGUUCUUCUAAUUUAGUGUUUAAUUGAAUGCUUUGAUUUUUAGUGCAUAGAAAUAUAUCUGUAUUAAAAUAGUCACUUUGCAGUUUUAUUUUGUUUUUGUGUCAUAGUAAAGUAUCCACUAUCCAUACAAAUUGAAAUUUGACAAUUUUUGCAUACUUUCUUCCUUUCAAAUGCAGUUAUAAACCAGUAUAUUCAAUUUUAUUAAUUCUUAAAAUAUGAUCUUAUUAUCAGAUGCAAAUGAGUUUGAUAAUAAAGAAUUUUGAAUUUAAAAAAAAAUUCUUCUGAGUUGUUACAGAUAUAUUUUUUAUUGAAAAAACUUAAAUGGUUAAGGUUUAUAAAAUAAGAACUUCCAGAAUUAGUACAAUCUAGUGUCUUUUUAAAAAAAAAAAAAAAAAACAUUUCUUUGACUUAAACUACAUAACCAAAACUUUUUAAUUUUCAUUCUGAAACUCUAGUAUUACACUAAUUGCAUUUUCAUCGUAUAAAUAUUUUUAACAAUAAAUAUGAUUUUCAAUUGAAUGUUUUUGAAAGAAUUCAUGUGAUAUUAAGUGAUUUCUUGUAAUAUUUUCAAUUAUUGUAUGCACUCUGUACAAUUCUAGUGAGACCAAGAAGUUAUUCUCUUGAAAUUUAAAAAGUGAUUAAAACUUUUUGUAAUUGAGGGUUCCUUCCAGUGUAUCAUUUAUUUUCAGAUCUCUUUCAAAUGAAAAAAGCAUAACUAGAAGAACUAACCUAUUUACUGUUCCAUUUUUCAUGGGAAUUUGUUUACUAUAUCAAUUAAUAGUCAUACUUUUUUGGUUGCCUGUAGUGUGUGGAUUUUUGAUACUCUACUGCAUUCAGUUCUCAAAUUAUUUGUUUGAUUCACCAUGGUUUGGAAAUAUGUCCUUCUAUAUAUCAUUAGGUGUACUUGUAUAUAUAAUUGGUCUUGGCUUUUUUAUUGUGCCUUAAUAUGUUUUUAAAUAUAACAUUUAAAAAUUUAUUUUUGCUUGAUACAAUUUAUAAAAUAUUUUUUGCAAAUUUGUAAAAUAGGAAAAUAAAAAUAGAGAUUUAACUAAUAUAUAGAGAGCAUAAAUAACAAAUGGAAUUCAGUUCAUAUUACAAAUAAUGUUAAAAAGAUUUAUCUCGAUUGAGUGAUUUAUUUGGUAUGAAAAAUAUAUAAUAAGCAGUAAAUUGUUAAGAUUUUCUCAAAGUGCUUAUAUGUCAAAUAUAAUGUAUUCCUUGCAGACUGUCUUUCAGCAAUGAGAAUGAGAAAUUCUAUAUAGUAGAUUGAAUGAAAAAGUAUUUCUACAUCAAAUUAAUUCAAUUAGUUCUGUCUGAAUUUGUAGAAAUAUUGUUACAAAAAUAGGAAAACCAAAACUGAACAAAAUUAGACUGUUUUACACCUUUACUGUAUGAUUUCCUUCAAGCAAUCUUGUUUUGUUAAUAGAUGUGUAAGCAAGAUGCUGAAGAAGAGUUUGCAUUGUUGCUGAAAAUUACAAAUGGGGAUGGGGGGAGGGCAAGAUCAUUAAAAUUUAAAUGAUGCAGUUUUAAUAAUACAAGCUUGAAUAAGAUUGUGAAGUGAAAAAUUUUAAUUUCAGAUUAUCUAAAAAGUGGAUAUUUGGCAAUAGUAGGAUGAAGCUUUAUACUUUUCUUCUCUCAUGCUAAUGUAGAAUAAAUUAUUUAUAUACUCUAAAAACUGCAUGCAUCUAUUAUAUGAGAAAUAUGGAUUCUGGAGUUUAUUUAAUCAUUUUAUUAUAAUGCAUGUAGUGCUUCAAAAAAGAGAACAGGAAUUCUUCUCUUUUAAUUUAAAAAUGAGCAAAAAUUGCUUACCAACAACUAGAAUUGUAUUGAAUCAUCAGUGGCUAAGAUUUUGAGAAAAAAAACACCUGUCUAAAGUGGCUAUUGAUUUUCAAUCUCAGACCUUGUCUCUUUGACCUAUUAAACAGCAGUUCUCUAUUUUUCAUGGUCAGUUCGAAGAUAAAUAAUUAGUAUUUCUAGAUAUACUUUCUUUAAAAAAUCAUAUGGAAGAUAUUUUUAAGAUUUUGUAAUCCCGAUGUUUAAAAUGUUUACUCAUUUAAAAACUAAUUUUUUUAACCUGAAAGCUGCAAUAUCAAGCUAAUUGGUAGUCGGGGGCUAAUUAAAUAAUUUCCGCAGGUGUUCCAUUUUGUGUAAAAGUGUAAGUGUUUCUCUUCAAAAGGAUAUGUCUUUUUUAACACAUUGUAAUUUAAUAUUUAUAUGUGUAUAUGCAUGUGUUUAUUUUCUCACAAGUAUGAAAGUAUUUACACUAUGCAUAGUUGAAUAUGAAAGAUACCAAUUCCCUGCCCCCAUACAUACAUGAUAUAAAUAUCUUAAAUUUUAUUUUAGAGAUAUAUAUAUGAAAUAAUCUUGUAUACAACCUUUCUGGAGUGAAUGACUUUAUUUCUGGCUUAGCACCAUAAUCUGGCACUGCAUGCAAUUUUCAUACUCAUUAAUCAAAUUGAUGAUAAUUUGUAUAAUUUUGUUUUUUCAUUGUUCUGUUUAGAGAAAACUAUUAAAUGUUUUUCUUUUU
Messenger RNA from Argiope bruennichi, 6298 nucleotides. Its product is annotated as insulin receptor substrate 1-like. The record is from RefSeq and is a predicted model, not a curated record. Gene Ontology annotation, molecular function: phosphatidylinositol 3-kinase binding; insulin receptor binding. The transcript has 14 exons. Gene Ontology annotation, biological process: insulin receptor signaling pathway. Bases 274 to 3555 code for a protein of 1093 amino acids. Gene Ontology annotation, cellular component: plasma membrane; cytosol. Lineage: Eukaryota; Metazoa; Arthropoda; Arachnida; Araneae; Araneidae.